This is a messenger RNA of Limulus polyphemus (Atlantic horseshoe crab), 676 nucleotides long. Its product is annotated as venom protein 302-like. The coding region runs from base 130 to 441 and encodes 103 amino acids. Lineage: Eukaryota; Metazoa; Arthropoda; Merostomata; Xiphosura; Limulidae. Gene Ontology annotation, cellular component: extracellular region. The record is from RefSeq and is a predicted model, not a curated record. The transcript has 3 exons. Gene Ontology annotation, molecular function: insulin-like growth factor binding. Gene Ontology annotation, biological process: regulation of signal transduction; regulation of cell growth.
CAUCAUCACGGCCACACAGGAUAUCCAGUAUAAGAGUAACCCUAAGCAGAUAAAAUAUUCAGCUUGAGAAGCGAAGCUAACAAACAGUUUUAUGAUCGCUGUUGACUGGUUACGUUGACAACAAGCAGAAUGGGCAAUAUUUAUGUGUUCGUCGUCAUUUUACUCGUGUGUUUUACGGGGGUUGCCUAUGCCUUGACCUGCCGCCCUUGUGAACUGGACAAAUGCUCACCACUUGACCCAUCCGAUUGUUCAGCAGGAACGACAACCGACGAAUGUAGGUGCUGUACAGUCUGCGGAAAGGGAGAAGGAGAGUUGUGUGAAGGACCCUGGCACGUUUGGAGGGGUAAAUGUGCAGAAGGUCUAAUCUGUGUCGAAGAGGAGCUCCGCUCAGAUACGUUUACACCUUUACCACGAGGUCUGAAGGUUUGUCGCAAGCUUUAAGAACGUGAACAAAGUUAUGAACAUCGGAAAUGUCUACACCAGUGUAGUGGGUAGUAUAGUUUCAACUAACGCGUAGAUUACUAACUCAUUGGUAGUAUAAUGGAAUAUAUUACGAUUAUAUUAAUAAAACAAUUUUGUUACACUAAAAAUACUGUAACUAUACUGCUCCUGUAAUGCUUCGAUAAUUGAUUUCCUUUUUUUGUCUAUUAUCAAUAUAAUGCAUACAUUUGUUGUC